Schizosaccharomyces cryophilus OY26 is the source of this 1395-nucleotide messenger RNA. RefSeq names its product alcohol dehydrogenase Adh1. Bases 67 to 1116 code for a protein of 349 amino acids. The transcript has a single exon. NCBI's taxonomy places the organism in Eukaryota, Fungi, Ascomycota, Schizosaccharomycetes, Schizosaccharomycetales, Schizosaccharomycetaceae. The record is from RefSeq and is a predicted model, not a curated record. Gene Ontology annotation, molecular function: oxidoreductase activity; zinc ion binding.
CUCUUCCAGAGACUAUAUAUAGAGGGUCUCCCUACGAAGUCAAUUGUUCAUCAAUAGUAUAUCAACAUGACUAUCCCCGAUAAGCAAUUGGCCGCUGUCUUCCACAACCACGGAAAUCCCGAUAACGUUAAGUUCGAGGAGGUUCCUGUCGCUGAACCCGGUGAGAACGAAGUCUUGGUUAACAUCAAGUACACUGGUGUCUGCCACACUGACUUGCACGCCCUCCAAGGUGACUGGCCUCUCGAUGUUAAGCUUCCUUUGAUUGGUGGUCACGAAGGUGCUGGUGUUGUUGUUAAGGCUGGUCCUGGUGUCAACCGUCUCAAGAUUGGUGACCGCGUCGGUGUUAAGUGGAUGAACUCUUCUUGCGGUAACUGCGAAUACUGCAUGAAGUCUCAAGAAACCAUCUGCCCUAACAUUCAACUCUCCGGUUACACCGUUGAUGGUUCUUUCCAACACUACUGCAUUGCUAAUGCUACUCAUGCUACUCUUAUUCCCGAGUCUGUUCCCCUCGAGGUUGCUGCUCCUGUCAUGUGCGCUGGUAUCACUUGCUACCGUGCCUUGAAGGAAUCUGGUGUCCAACCCGGUGAGUGGAUUUGCAUUCCCGGUGCUGGUGGUGGUCUUGGUCACUUGGCUGUCCAAUAUGCCAAGGCUAUGGCUAUGCGUGUUGUUGCUAUUGACUCUGGUGAAGACAAGAAGGAACUUGUCAAAUCUUUCAACGCUGAUGUCUUCGUUGACUUCAAGACUGACGAUGUUGUCGAGAUGGUUAAGGAGAAGACUGGCGGUGGUGCUCACGGUACCUUGGUCUUGUCCACCUCUCCCAAGUCUUAUGAGCAAGCUGCUGCUUUCGCUCGUCCCGGAUCUACCAUGGUCACUGUUGCCAUGCCUGCUGGUGCCAAGCUCGGUGCUGACAUUUUCUGGUUGACCGUUAAGAUGCUUAAGGUUUGCGGUUCUCACGUCGGUAACCGCCUUGACUCUGUUGAGGCUUUGGACUACGUGGCUCGCGGUCUCGUUAAGCCUUUCUACAAGGUCCAACCCUUCUCUACUCUCCCUGAGGUUUACCACCUCAUGCACGAGGGUAAGAUUGCUGGACGUAUUGUUUUGGAUCUCUCCAAGUAAACUCAUCUGAUAAUCUUGUAGAUGAGAUGUUCAAGAGCUCAGUAAGGAUUGCUCCAAGUCGUUUAAAAGAAGCUAAUCUUCUCAUUCACGUUAUCAACAAAUGUUUUCGUAUUGAAUGGUCUUAUCUGGCGUUAAUUUAAAAUACUAGUCGUCAGGAAGUUCAAAUUGGUUUAGGAAAAGAACUGACUCUGAACUCUUGCAUGAAUGUUUUUGUUAUAGAAAAUGAAAUUUAGAUGUUGUGAAUACCUUGAACGAAGACAUAGUAGAGAUAGUAGGGAA